Colletotrichum truncatum is the source of this 1926-nucleotide messenger RNA. RefSeq lists its product as uncharacterized. The record is from RefSeq and is a predicted model, not a curated record. Lineage: Eukaryota; Fungi; Ascomycota; Sordariomycetes; Glomerellales; Glomerellaceae.
AUGGCGCCGCAGCAAAACACCUUCAGCGUCAUCUCGCAUCCCGCCCCCCGCGGUGGCGGCGCUCCAAGCAAACCUCCCAUGACAUCGAAGCAGGCCCAGAAGCUAUAUAAGCAGGCGAACAAGGGCCCCCGACUAUCGAAGGCCGAGCAACGGAAGUGGGAGAAGGAGAGACAAGAAGAAAUACGCAAGGAGCUGGAAAAGGAACGCGCCGCAGCUAAGGCACGGCAAGCACGAGAACGGAAGAAGGCCAAGGAGGACGAGGCCCGCGAGAAUAAGCGGCGGAAUGGGCAGCCGUUGAUCAACUGUCGACCGAGUCAAGAUACAAUUGCUAGAUUUGUGCGUGGGAAUGGUACGAGCAGAAAGAGGGAUUCGUCUGGGGAACCGAUACCAAAGCCUGAGGAGCCGCAUGUUGAAUCGCCCGAGACCAAGCCGUCUGCACUGGGUCCUCCUUCUGACGCCAGUCCGUCUAAAUCGCUGCGACAUGUUUCCUCCCAAGAGAAUAAGAUGGCCGCAGCUCUGAUGCCUCCGCCACCCCCACCGUCUCGUCCAUCUCAGAAGGCCGUAUCGGCAGCUUCUGUGCCUAGGUCAUCUCAGUUCAAGGUUCCCGCAGUUCCUAAGGCCGAUUCCGAUGCACAAGUACCUCGAGCGCCCCCAAUACUGAAAGCACCAGUGACGGCAUCAACUCAGAGCCGAACAGUUCCUUCUGUAACAUUGGGGCCACCGCUUAAAGCACCCACAAAGGCGAAGCCUAGGCCAUUCAUGAUGCCGAAAGGCAUCGUGUCUGUCCAGCCACCGGCACGCAAAACCCCAAUAAAGCAGGAAGCAGUUGUGAAGAAGUCAGUUCAGCAAGAGUCAAGCAAGCAGUUACCAGCUGAGCCAAAGCCAACUGCGCAAACGCCAGCCGACCAAAAGAUGCCAGAACAAAGACAGGUCAAGGAGGGGCAGCAGGAGCCAGCAAUUGAACAACCUCAAAUGCCUCCACCACCAAAGCCGUCGCCGCAGGUGGUUGCUCCUCAGAGACCGCCGUCCGUGAUGCCUCCUCCACAGUUAUCUCGAUCCCAAAUGCCCCCAAAAGCGUCUAUGCCACAGGCACCGCCGCCAAGCACCCAGGCCAUCAUACAAGAUUGCUUUGAUGACUUCUUUCCAACUGCUUCGCAGCUUGCCUUGGAGCUUCAAGAUGACUCUUCAGACGAUGAUUCACAACGAGUUGUUGAAGAGCCACCUCAGAAACAUAAGUCCGCCGAACACAGCCACGAAAUUGGUAGUAUACAGGCAGGACAGCAAAGAGUAAUGAAGGAUCCCCUGGUCAAAGAGGACCAACUACUCAGGGAUUCUCGUACUGGAGGUCACUCCAAAGCCCCAGAUACCAAGCUAUCCAAUCCUCUAAGUAUCCGUCACAGUCCGCGCAAAUCCAACAUGACGCCUAAAUUUCCACUACCGCCCAAACCAACAACUCGCAGUAUCGAUAACGAAAACAGGAACCGCCAACACGGAUAUGCAGGCCCUCAUUCUCGACCAUCACCGGGCGUCCGCUCAGUCUCUCCAAAACCAAGAUCAAUGGCAAGCCACAUCCACAAAACAACAACAACCCCCAGGGACCAACCUCAAAAUAGGAUGGCGACUGCUCAUACACCCAAGACUUCCCAUCGCGGUAUUCUCCACGAAAUCAGCGGCAACCGCGCCCCUGAGGUGAAGCGUCCUACCACGACGAAGCCUGUAUCACACUUUGACGAUUUCUUCCCCUUGAUCUGCACCCAGGACCUGAUGAUGUCCUCCCAGGAGGUGCAAGAUAUAGAGUCGCCGGCCAAGAUGGACAGCCAACCGUCCUCUGAAGAGUCAUUUGGUGGUCUGACGUCGCAAACGUCUCCUCUGAAUGAAAUGGACCUCACAGCUAUCGAUUGGGAUGACGACUUGGAUGACUUUUAA